GCUGGCAUGCGAGCGGGCGCGGACAGGAGGGGGGCAGCGACCGGGCAACACCGCCGCCGCCGCCGCCUCCAGAUCAAAGCGGGCGGAGGCCGAGCGGGGCGCCCCGGCUGGCCUGCGGGCGCGCGCCUGCCUGGCUGCCAUCCCCGCCCGGCCUGGGUCUGCGCGGCGCGGGAUCGGGGCCAUGAGCCCCCGGGGGCGCCGAGCCGGGAGCGCCGCAGCAGCGGGCGCAGGGGUGGAAGGAAGCGGCCGGCGGGCGCGGUCGGAGGGCUUCCCGGCGGGGGCAGCUGCCGCCUGAACGCAGCCCGCGGCGACGGAGCGCGGAGGCCGCCCGGCCGAGGUGGGGGAGCAGCCCGGGCCGGCCCCCCCCACGUCCCCACCCAGCCAGGUCUGGGAAGCGGAAGCGGCGGCGGCGGGAGAGCAGCGGCGGCAGCAGCAGCAGCAGCAGCAGCCGCUCAGCAGCUGCCGAGGCUGCAGCGCCGCGCACAAAGCAGCAGACAUGAGCGAGUCUGUGGUCUGCAGCACCCGUGCCACGGUCAUGCUCUACGACGACGCCAAUAAGAAAUGGGUCCCGGCAGGAACUGGUGCCCAGGCCUUCAGCCGCAUCCAGAUUUACCACAGCCCUGCCAGCAACACCUUCCGGGUGGUGGGCCGCAAGAUGCAGCCCGACCAGCAGGUGGUCAUCAACAGUCCCAUCGUGAAGGGGCUGAAGUACAACCAGGCCACGCCCAACUUCCACCAGUGGCGCGAUGCCCGCCAGGUCUGGGGGCUCAACUUCAGCAGCAAAGAGGAUGCCAGCCAGUUUGCCAACGGCAUGAUGCACGCCCUGGAGAGCCUGGAUGCCGGAAACUCUGCUCCCCCCCUGCGCCCCACCCAGAACGGACCCACUGCAGAUGAACUGGCAGAGCAGCAGAAAAGGCACCAACUGCAGCUGGAGAAGGAGCAGCCGGAGCAGGCAGAGCGGGAGCGACGGGGGCCCAUCGGAGCCCCUCAGGUUGCCCCUCCAGCGGGGGGCCCUCCGGCACCCCCGGGACCACCUCCAGCCCCCCCUGGGCCACCACCAGGACCUCCGGGGCCACCGCCAGGAGCCCACAGCGGCCCUCCCCCUCCUCCUGGGCCACCCCCUCCUCCAGGCCCACCGCCUGGCCCUCCGCCCUUAGGAGGGGGGCCACCCCCGGCCCCUCCCCUCCCUGCUUCCCUGGGCCCAGGUGGAGGGGCUGGACCACCCACCGGCUUGGCCGCAGCUCUGGCAGGAGCAAAGCUGAAGAAGGCGGGCAGGGAGGAAGGAGCAAAGCCCGCACCUGGUGGAGGCGCCCCCCCCAGCGCUCCCGGGGGAGGGGGGCUGAUGGAAGAAAUGAGUGCCAAGUUAGCCAGGCGAAGGAGAGUUGCAGAGCAAGGCGAGAAGACCAUUCCCAAAAAGGAGGAAGGCCCUUUGCACCAAGAAGACGCUGAUGCCACUGGUGCCAAGCCCACAGAUGCCUUCCGGAGACCUUGGGAGAAGUCCAGUACAACCUUACCCAGGACAGCCGUGAGCCAGAAGACCACUGCGCCCCCCGCCACAGGUCGGCCCCAGGUCGGCCACUUUAGGAUGAAAUCUGCUGGAGCCAUGACGGCCGGAGAGCCCGCGGGUGGCGCAGGGGAUGAAUCCGAGCUGGAACGGGUGAAACAGGAACUUCUGCAAGAGGUUCAGCGUGAACUACAGAAAGUCAAAGAGGAGAUAAUCCAAGCAUUCAUCGCAGAGCUUCGGAAGAGGGGGUCCCCUUAGCCCCCAGACCCAGCCGGUGCCACCCGGAGUCAGCAGUCCAAUUCUCCCUCUUGCGCAGAAGAGAAUAAAAUGGAAAAUCACAAAGGCCCCCUCCUCACCUUUCCAGUCCCCUCACGCACCAGACAAGCCCCCAUGCACCCGCUUCCCUGUCGGCUCCCACCGUGCAAUUUUGGGGCGAGAGAGGGACAAUCCGUGCUGUCCCCCACCCCAGGAAGGGCAGGACCCCCACCUGUGCCUUACCCAGAGCAAUAGCAGGACCCUCCCCGACACCCCUCCCCAAGGAAGGAAGCGGGCUCUUUCCCUGGCGGAAGGGGCUCCUCUCCUCUCACUGGGCCAGUCCAGGAAGGGCCAGUCCCUCUGCCCCCUCCCUUUUGGGCUCUCAGACAAGAACUGUGGUUUCCUCCCCCACCCCAGAGGAGGGGCUGGCAAAGGGCCCAGGGAAAUACCCUUGACUGAAGCCAAUGUUGGAGGCUCCCUUCCUGCAGCUUGCAAGGACCAAACUGGGCAGUUCUCCUGGGUGGGGGUCCAUCUCCCCCCUCUCCCGGGAGCGUUUCUGAGCCCCUCCAUUUUCCUCCUGCAGAAGAGGCGGCAUGAGUGACAGGCAGAGCAGAGCCAGGUCCCGUGGCUGCAAACGGGGUGCCCUGUGGCAGCUGGCCGGGAAGCCUUGGCUGAGAUGCCCCCUGCCAGCCCCCCAGGUUGGGAGCGCUGCUCCUGAGGAGGGUGCCCCUCCUUCCAAAGAUGGCGCUCUUCUGGGCAAGGGAAGGGCCCUGUCAGUCCCCCCACACGCUUCCCAAGACCCUUUCCGCAUUCCGUGUCUUCUGCUGGUUUCACUCGGUUUUGUAACUCUUUGAUUUUAUGCAAGGGGAGAGGGCACUUUUUAAGGUAUUUUUUCUCAAAGGCCCCCCCCCCCUCUGGGUCUUUUUUUUUUUUAAUAAACAGGUUUUCACCCUUCUACCUCCUUCAGGCCAUGGAGGGAAACAGGGCGGGUUCUUGGCUUUUCUACUGAGCUGUAAUUUUUUGACUUUUGUUUUUGUCAAGCUGGAUAGAAUAUUAUAUUUUGAUUUUAUUAUUAUUAUUGUUAUUACUGAUCUGCUGGGUUUCUCUGCCCGACCUCUUUGCACCCUUCCGCCACACCGCACGCAUCGCCUGCAGAUGGGCACUAGGACCUCGGGCACGUCCACCAGACUUCUCUUACGAAUAAAUCUUUUCCUUUUUGUAAAGUUACAAAA
Messenger RNA from Crotalus tigris (Tiger rattlesnake), 2991 nucleotides. It is a transcript of the gene VASP, whose product is annotated as vasodilator stimulated phosphoprotein. Lineage: Eukaryota; Metazoa; Chordata; Lepidosauria; Squamata; Viperidae. Bases 497 to 1762 code for a protein of 421 amino acids. Gene Ontology annotation, biological process: neural tube closure; actin cytoskeleton organization; positive regulation of actin filament polymerization. Gene Ontology annotation, molecular function: SH3 domain binding; profilin binding. The record is from RefSeq and is a predicted model, not a curated record. The transcript is spliced from 14 exons.